UGAAAAGUUUGUUACAUACACCGUAGGGAGUAUAGGUUUUGUUGUGUAAUUGUGACAUUCGGGAAUGUUUGGUAUCAAAAAGGUGUUAUUUUCCAAAAAACUAUAUUUCCUAUAUAGACAGUCUUAUAUGCGCACAACUGCGCCUCCAAAGUCAGCAAUCUGAUUCCACAAUGUUGAGUUUCAGAAUGAUGAACUUGUUGUCCCGUAUCAAAACAAGAACAAAGAAGAAAAUCAAAAGAAAAAAUCCAAACCAAAACCCUCACAAACUCAAAAACCAAAACCCCAUUUCUUCCAUUACCAAAAACCACUCAUCUCUCGUUGAAGAAGAAGAAGAAGAAGAUACCAAAGAAUGUUUCAGCAUCAAAAGCUCUGCCCCAUCACACACACACGGUGUUCAGCCCUUAGGCAAUCUCUAUUUCAAUCCAGGUUCCAUCAACUCCAGAGACACUGGUUUAGGUAAUCUUCAUACCCUCACUGAUGAGCUUGUUCUUGAUAUUCUAGGGUUUUUGGAUGGUAAUAGUUUAGGGGUUUUGGCUUGUGUGAGCAAAUCGUUUUAUGUUUUUACUAAUCAUGAACCCCUUUGGAGGAAUCUUGUGUUGGAGAAUUUUGUUGAUGGGUUUCAGUAUAAUGGGUCAUGGAAAUCUACUUUUGUUGUUUCUAAGGGGUACCCUUUGUUGCAUAUGGCGAGUGGUGAUGUUCGGAGUUUUAAAGUUAGAGACUUUUAUUCUGAUUAUCUUUUUCAGAGUUGGUUAUGUGCUAAUCUUGAAAUGAAAGGUGAAUGGUUGGAGAGGGAUAAUAUUGUUAGGAAGAGAGGGAUUUCGGUUGCGGAGUUUGUGGCGAAUUUUGAGGAGGUUAAUAAGCCGGUGUUGUUGGAAGGGUGUAUUGAUAAUUGGGAUGCAUUGAGGAAUUGGGAUAGAGAUUAUUUGGUUAAUUUGUGUGGUGAUGAUGUUAAGUUUUCGGUUGGGCCGGUGGAGAUAAAGCUUAAGGACUAUUUUGGGUAUUCGGAUCAAGUUAGAGAAGAAAGGCCGUUGUAUUUGUUUGAUCCAAAAUUUGCUGAAAAAGUUCCGAAAUUGGGUUUGGAAUAUGAAGUUCCGGUGUAUUUUCGGGAGGAUUUGUUUGGUGUUUUGGGAAAUGAGAGACCUGAUUAUAGGUGGAUUAUUAUUGGACCAGCUGGGUCUGGAUCGUCUUUUCACGUUGAUCCAAAUUCAACUUCAGCUUGGAAUGCUGUGAUCAAGGGGUCGAAGAAAUGGGUAUUGUUUCCUCCCGAUGUUAUUCCGCCCGGUGUUCAUCCUAGCCCUGAUGGUGCAGAGGUUGCUUCACCUGUUUCAAUAAUUGAGUGGUUCAUGAACUUUUAUGGUGCAACAAAGAAUUGGAAAAAGAAACCAAUUGAGUGCAUAUGUAAAGCUGGGGAGGUUAUCUUUGUGCCUAGUGGAUGGUGGCAUUUGGUGAUCAACCUGGAGGAAUCAAUUGCCGUAACACAAAACUAUGUUAGCAGGAGAAAUUUGUCAAGUGUCUUGGAGUUUCUUAAGAGGCCGAACGCAAGCACACUGGUAUCUGGAACAAAGGAUAGAGUAAAUUUGCAUGAUAAGUUUAAGAAUGCUAUUGAGGCUUCUUUUCCUGGAGCAAUUGAUGAACUGGCCCAAAAAGAAGAAGAGAAAAAGAUCCAGCAAAGGAAACUUUCCUUCUGGGAUUCUGUUGCAGACACCAGAGUGGGAGCUUUCAAGUUCUCUUUCUAGAGAGAAAUUCAUACAUAGUAGUGACGACUGAAGUUACUGAUCCAAAUUUCCGGCUGAUUAUAGAAAUCAAUUUUGACAUUUUGAUUAGUUUUUAAUUUGUUGUACUCUAUUUUUUUUAGAAGCUAUUACAGAAAUCCAAUUGCAUAUGUGGACCCUAAAGUCUAGUGUUCCUUUGAUUGCUUCAAUGUUUUCACUAGCUAAGAAAUGGCUGAGUAUUUGUUGCGAUAAGCGCAAGUCUAUGUAUGUUUGAUUGAUUUUGUGUGACGAGUAUUUAUUUUGACAUACCUUGAUUUUGAUUGAAA
Medicago truncatula (barrel medic) is the source of this 2038-nucleotide messenger RNA. Its product is annotated as F-box protein At5g06550. NCBI's taxonomy places the organism in Eukaryota, Viridiplantae, Streptophyta, Magnoliopsida, Fabales, Fabaceae. Gene Ontology annotation, molecular function: protein binding; cis-regulatory region sequence-specific DNA binding. The transcript is spliced from 2 exons. Gene Ontology annotation, cellular component: nucleus. The record is from RefSeq and is a predicted model, not a curated record. Bases 171 to 1736 code for a protein of 521 amino acids.